This is a messenger RNA of Trichomycterus rosablanca, 1457 nucleotides long. RefSeq lists its product as uncharacterized. Bases 1 to 897 code for a protein of 298 amino acids. The record is from RefSeq and is a predicted model, not a curated record. NCBI's taxonomy places the organism in Eukaryota, Metazoa, Chordata, Actinopteri, Siluriformes, Trichomycteridae. The transcript has 2 exons.
AUGGGGAAAGAAGAGACUGUUUGUAAAAAGGCAUGGAAAAACAUACGGGAUCGGUACGUGAAAGCUAAAAAGAAAAGCCACGGAAGAAGUGGUGACCCAGGUGGAAACAAACAUGUUUCACCCAUUCUAGUGGAGCUGGGAUGGCUCUCCCAGUUUGUGAAACAUAGAUCGACCGACACCAAUCUGGAAAGAGAGGCUGAGAACACAGAACUGAGCAGCCAAGAACACAUCAUACAACUGGAGACGGUCUGCCUCCCUACCUCCACCGGUCUGCUUCAACUCACCGAUCCAAGCAUGCCAACAACAUCUGGCACCUUCACUCCAUCACCAAAUAGUGCAUUUUCACCUGCUGUAGCAUCACUUCCUGCAGUGUCCACAUCAGGAACAUUUCGUUGUAGCAGCCCUUCACCGUUGUCCUUUGCUCCAUCAACCUCAACACCACUUUCCCUCCCCACUUCACCUAAACCCACCUCCUCACCACUUCCUUUACCCUCAUUCUCUCAUUCUACCCCUUGUCCUUCAUCUAGUCAUUCUUCACCACUUACCAUCUCUCCAUCCCCUAUUCCUAGUCCCUUGUCUUCUUCACAAUCCUUCAGGCCCAUCCCCAAUUCACUCAGAGCUUCACCAUGCCCUAGCAUCUCCCCACGUCCCAUAGCUUCAUCCACUAAUUGUAAUUCAGCACGGAAAAAGAAAUACACCACUGAAGAAGCUGUUCUCAAAAGAUUGGAACAGCUUGACCAGGAAAGAGAGAGAGUCAAGCAGCAAGACAAUGAAGAUUUUCACUUUGCUGUCAUCAUUGCAGACAUGUUAGGUAAAAUACACCCUAACCACAAGUCAGAAGUAAAAUUUCAGUUAUACCAGGCAAUGUUUGAAGCAGAGAAAAAAUACCCAAAAUAAAAUUUACCCACCAGUGUUUGUAUUGUACAUCUUGCAAUUGACUGGUACACUAUAUUGCCAAAAGUAUUCGCUCGCCUGCCUUCACAGGCAUAUGAACUACAAUUAUUGACUGUAGUCCAUCUGUUUUUCUACAUACUUUUUAACCUGCUUUCACCGUGUUCUUCAAUGGUCAGGACCACCACAGAGCAGGUAUUAUUUAGACUAUUCUCAGUCCAGCAGUGACAGUGAGCAUUGCUGUGUCUUAUCCACUCAUACCAGCACAACACACACGAACACACCACCACCAUGUCAGUGUCACUGCAGUGCUGAGAAUCAUCCACCACCUAAAUAAUACCUGCUCUGUGGGGGUCCUGACCAUUGAAGAACAGGGUGAAAGCAGGUUAAAAAAGCAUGUAGAGAAACAGAUGGACUACAGUCAGAAAUUGUAGAACUACAAAGUGUUUCUAUAUGGUAAGUAUUCUAUAUAAAAGUUUUUCAGGAUGAACUCAAGUUCACAUGUGUGUGAAGGCAGGCAAGUGAAUACUUUUGGCAAUAUAUUGUAGUUCUCCACUUAAGAGAUG